Messenger RNA from Sesamum indicum (sesame), 4860 nucleotides. RefSeq names its product cleavage and polyadenylation specificity factor 160 (gene CPSF160). Lineage: Eukaryota; Viridiplantae; Streptophyta; Magnoliopsida; Lamiales; Pedaliaceae. The record is from RefSeq and is a predicted model, not a curated record. Gene Ontology annotation, cellular component: nucleus. Gene Ontology annotation, molecular function: nucleic acid binding; protein binding.
AGUUUCAAACCGCUGCUAAAGCCCUAAACCCCAAAUCUUCUUCACUCCACUGUCUCAGACUCUCAGACACUCUCGCUGGUCACCAUAAACUCAGCUUCUUCAACAUGAGUUACGCGGCGUACAAGAUGAUGCACUGGCCAACAGGCAUCGAGCAUUGCGCGUCGGGGUUUAUCACUCAUUCCACGGCGGAUUUCACUCCGAGAAUCCCUCCAGUCGCCGCUGAUGACCUGGACUCGGAGUGGUCCACUUCCACGAAGCCCAUUGGCCCUGUUCCUAACCUCAUAACGGUCGCCGCCAACGUUCUUGAGGUGUACAUUGUCAGAAUUCAGGAAGAGUCUUCUUCGCUCACGGACUCCAAAGCUGCUGCGGAGCCCAAGCGCGGAGGUGUAUUGGCCGGGGUAUCUGGUGCCUCCCUUGAGCUCGUCUGUCAUUACAGGUUGCAUGGCAAUGUGGAGUCAUUGGGCAUAUUACCAAGUGGAGGUGUUGAUGGUGAUAGGAGGAGAGACUCAAUUAUAUUGACUUUUCGAGAUGCAAAAAUUUCAGUUUUGGAGUUUGAUGACUCGAUACAUGGAUUCCGCACCAGUUCAAUGCAUUGUUUUGAGGGCCCAGAUUGGCUGUACCUGAGAAGAGGCAGAGAGUGUUUUCCAAGAGGCCCACUAGUGAAAGUUGAUCCAUUGGGGAGGUGUGCUGGGGUUCUUGUUUAUGGCUUACAGAUGCUACUGCUCAAGGCAGCUGAGGCUAGUUCUGGUUUAGUUGGCGAGGAGAACACUUACAAUUCAGGAUCCACUGGUGCUUCUCGAAUUGAAUCAUCAUAUAAUGUUGCCUUCCGGGAUCUUGAUAUGAAGCAUGUUAAAGACUUUAUCUUUAUACAUGGUUACAUUGAGCCUGUUGUAGUAAUCCUGCAUGAACAGGAGCUUACAUGGGCCGGUCGUGUCUCAUGGAAGCAUCACACUUGUAUGAUUUCAGCACUCAGUAUCAGUACAACUCUAAAGCAGCAUCCGCUCAUAUGGUCGGCCACAAAUCUCCCUCAUGAUGCAUACAAGCUACUUGCAGUUCCAUCUCCCAUUGGUGGAGUUCUUGUAAUUGGUGCAAAUACGAUUCAUUAUCAUAGUCAGUCAACAUCAUGCCUCUUAGCGUUGAACAAUUUUGCUGUUCCGGUUGAUGGCAGUCAGGAGAUGCCUAGAUCUGGUUUCGCUACAGAGCUUGAUGCUGCCAAUGCAACAUGGUUAACAAACGACGUUGCUGUGUUUUCAGCAAAAUCCGGGGAACUGCUUCUGUUGACUCUUGUUUAUGAUGGCAGAAUUGUGCAGAGACUUGAACUUUCCAAGUCAAGAGCUUCAGUACUUACUUCGGAUAUUACAACUGUUGGAAACUCGUUAUUGUUCUUGGGAAGUCGUUUGGGUGAUAGUCUGCUUGUGCAAUACAAUUCUGGAGCAGGAGCUCCAACACUUGGUCCUGGCGUGAAGGAAGAGGUUGGAGAUAUAGAAAGUGACGCCCCUUUAGCAAAGAGGUUGAGGAUGUCUUCCUCUGAUGCAUUGCAGGAUUUAGUUACUGGGGAGGAGCUUUCUUUCUAUGGCACAGGUCCAAAUAAUCCUCAGUCGGCUCAGAAAACUUUCACAUUUGCAGUCCGAGAUUCGUUGCUCAAUGUUGGUCCACUGAAGGAUUUCUCUUAUGGUUUGAGAAUUAAUGCAGACCCUAAUGCAACUGGAGUCGCAAAGCAAAGUAAUUACGAAUUGGUGUGCUGUUCUGGUCACGGAAAGAAUGGUGCUCUUACUGUGCUUCAACAAUCAAUCCGCCCAGAAACAAUAACUCAAGAAUCAUUACCCGGUUGCAAAGGGAUUUGGACUGUCUAUCACAAGAACUCACGUAGUGAUUCCUCAAAAGGAGCUGCUGAUGAAGAUGAAUAUCACGCAUACUUGAUUAUUAGUUUGGAAAAUCGUACGAUGGUACUACAAACAGCUAAUAAUCUUGAGGAGGUAACGGAAAAUGUUGACUACUACGUCCAAGGAAGUACAAUUGCUGCAGGAAAUCUGUUUGGAAGACGCCGAGUUAUCCAAAUCUAUGCUCGUGGUGCUCGGAUCCUCGAUGGUGCUUUUAUGACUCAAGAAUUGGCCUUUAAAUCUUCCAAUUCAGAGGCAGGUGCAGGUUCUGAUGGGACAAUCGUGUCUUCAGUUUCUAUUGCUGAUCCUUAUGUGUUACUGAGAAUGGUCGAUGGAAGUAUUCAGCUGCUAGUUGGAGAUUCAUCAACAUGCUCAGUUUCUGUGACCAUCCCACCAGCAUUUGAAAGCUCAAACAAGCUGGUGUCGGCUUGUACUCUCUAUCAUGAUAAAGGGCCUGAACCAUGGCUCCGGAAAACAAGCACUGAUGCCUGGCUUUCUACGGGCACUGGGGAGGCUAUUGAUGGGGCUGACGGUAUGAUACAUGAUCAGGGAGAUGUAUACUGUGUUCUGUGCUAUGAAAAUGGGAAUCUUGAGAUGUUUGAUGUUCCUAAUUUUAGCAGUGUUUUCUCAGUGGAUAAAUUUGUAUCUGGAAAGAGCCACAUUUUAGAUGCAUUUUUCCACGGCCCAGCCAAUGAUCCUGUACAACUCAUGAAAAGAUACUCUGAUGAUGCUGUUGGACAUGGCAGGAAAGAGACCACCCAUGGUAUUAAAGUUGUUGAGUUGUCCAUGCAAAGGUGGGCACAGGAACAUAGCCGCCCCUUCCUAUUCGGGUUACUGUCUGAUGGGAGCAUUCUUUGUUAUCAUGCCUAUGUUUACGAAGUUCCAGAAAAUGCUUCCAAAGCUGAGGGUGUUGUUUCUUCUCAGAGCUCCCUUAAUCUUAGCAGUAUAAGUGCAUCUAGACUUAAAAAUUUACGGUUUGUCCGGGUCCUGUUGGACCCAUAUGCAAGAGAGGAGGCACCAUCAGGAACCUCAUCACAACGUAUCACUGUUUUCAAGAAUGUCAGUGGUUUACAAGGUUUAUUCCUCUCUGGGUCAAGGCCAGCUUGGUUCAUGAUGUUCAGGGAGCGGCUUCGGAUACAUCCACAGGUUUGUGAUGGACCCAUAGUUGCCUUCACCGUCCUUCACAAUGUGAACUGCAAUCAUGGGUUUAUAUAUAUAACUUCUGAGGGAGCUCUUAAAAUAUGUCAACUUCCAGCUUUGUCCUAUGACAACUAUUGGCCAGUACAGAAGAUAGCACUGAAGGGGACUCCACAUCAAGUGACCUAUUUUGCUGAGAAGAACUUGUACCCUCUCAUAGUAUCUGUUCCAGUGCUCAAGCCACUUAAUCAAGUCCUCUCAUCUCUGGUUGAUCAAGAAGCUGGAAAUCAAUUUGAGCAUGAUAAUUUGAGUUCAGAAGGGACAUAUCCUGUUGAAGAAUUUGAGGUUCGGAUUAUGGAACCAGAAAAAUCGAGUGGGCCCUGGCAAACCAGGGCUACAAUUCCCAUGCAAAGUUCUGAAAAUGCUCUAACUGUGCGAGUGGUUACGUUAUUUAACACCACAACACAAGGAAAUGAGACACUUUUGGCAAUUGGAACUGCUUAUGUUCAAGGAGAGGAUGUUGCAGCAAGAGGACGUGUACUCUUGUAUUCUGUUGAAAGGACCUCUGACAAUGUUCAAGCCAAGGUGUCAGAAGUCUACUCCAAGGAAUUGAAGGGUGCUAUAUCGGCUCUGGCAUCACUGCAAGGUCAUUUGUUAAUAGCUUCAGGUCCUAAGAUUAUUCUGCACAAGUGGACGGGCUCCGAGUUGAAUGGUGUUGCCUUCUAUGAUGUCCCACCUCUCUAUGUUGUGAGCUUAAACAUUGUUAAAAACUUCAUUCUUCUUGGCGACAUUCACAAAAGCAUUUACUUUCUUAGUUGGAAGGAACAGGUCUCUCAGCUUAAUUUAUUGGCAAAGGAUUUUGGCUCACUUGAUUGCUUAGCAACUGAAUUUUUGAUCGAUGGAAGCACACUCAGCCUCAUUGUUUCAGAUGAUCAAAAGAAUGUCCAGAUAUUCUACUAUGCUCCAAAGGUGUCGGAAAGCUGGAAAGGACAGAAACUUCUAUCAAGGGCUGAGUUUCAUGUUGGUGCCCAUAUCACCAAGUUCUUGCGAUUGCAGUUGCUUCCUACAUCUGCUGACCGGACCACUCCAGGCUCCGAUAAGACAAACCGCUUUGGUUUACUUUUUGGCACCCUUGAUGGCAGCAUUGGCUGUAUUGCACCUCUUGAUGAACUUAACUUUCGCCGACUUCAGUCGCUGCAGAGAAAGCUUGUGGAUGCUGUCCCUCAUGUUGCUGGACUGAAUCCAAGAUCCUUUCGGCACUUCCAUUCAAAUGGAAAGGCUCAUCGGCCUGGUCCUGACAGCAUUGUUGACUGUGAGCUGCUUUCCCAUUACGAGAUGCUCCCACUAGAACAGCAGCUUGAUAUUGCCAACCAAAUUGGAACAACACGAACGCAAAUCAUCUCCAACUUGAAUGACCUCACUCUUGGUACUAGCUUCUUAUGAGCAUUGCCCAUUCAAAUGCGAAGUGGUAGACUAGCACCGUUUGUCUCCACUGCUCUCUCAAAUUGCAGAAAGCAUGAACUCGUUACCAACAGUUUCUUCCCCAUUACGAUCCAGCAGUUAGUGAGACCCAGGUUCUCAUUCAGUAUUUGGAAAUGGAUGAGGUUGGUAUUUGAGAUCAGAGAUCUCCUGGCUAAAGCGGAGCUGCUCGUGCUGUCUGUAUAAAUUCAGAUUCUUUGCUUUUCAGUUGCCAUUGAUGUAAUCAUGUGAUUAUCAGUGUAAUGCAAACUCGAAAUUGUUGUAGUAUUUGAAUUUGAAAGGUAGAAAUUGCAUGGAGUCAUUCGACUAUUUGGGGAAUACAUGAAAAUUUAAAUGAUCAUUAAGGUGGAGGAUUCACAGUCAA